Messenger RNA from Trypanosoma rangeli, 705 nucleotides. RefSeq names its product putative leucine-rich repeat protein (LRRP). Lineage: Eukaryota; Euglenozoa; Kinetoplastea; Trypanosomatida; Trypanosomatidae. The transcript has a single exon. Gene Ontology annotation, molecular function: protein binding. The coding region runs from base 1 to 705 and encodes 234 amino acids. The record is from RefSeq and is a predicted model, not a curated record.
AUGCCAUCAGAGAACGGUGGUACGGCGGAGGAUGGGGUUCUGACCGAGGAUUGUAUUUUGCGUGCCUCGCGUCAGUACGAUGUGGAGAUGAUCUUCCAGGUCUCGCUGCGCUCACGCGGACUCCGUUUAUUGAGUGACGGGUUUGUGAAUUGUUGUGCGCUCACGCGUGUGGAUCUCUCACGCAACCGCCUCGCCAGUCUUGAGGGCAUUGCCCUUCUUGCCGACUCGCUCACCCACAUUAAUGUCUCUGAGAAUGAAAUUGAAGACGUCGUUGGUAUUGACCGCUGCUCAAUUCUAGAGGAGGUGCUCUUGGAGGGAAACCAGCUGAGCAAGGCGACAGCACUUGCGCCGUUAGCACAGCUUCCCAAACUUCGAUGCCUUGUUCUGCAGCGGGAGAUACCUCUGUCUAACGACACGGACGAAACACUUCUUCUUGACAAUCCCAUUUGCCGGGAGCGUGAGGUCUAUGAGAAACUCGUUCGGCAGCACUUCAGCGCCGUUCUCUGCGUCGAUGGCCGCUGCUUUCGUGAUCCUUCCGCGAGGGAAUUAGUAGCCGAGACAGUGUCAUCGUCACCAUCGAUGCUGCUACUCUCAAAAGCCGCAUUGAAGGACAUGGUCGACCUGGAGGACGAUUUGGACAAGCGUAUCUUCGCUAACGCUGUGGUGGAGUGUCAUGCCGCGUGCCGAAAGGCAUUGUUGUCAUAA